Sphaeroforma arctica JP610 is the source of this 529-nucleotide messenger RNA. RefSeq lists its product as hypothetical. The transcript has 2 exons. NCBI's taxonomy places the organism in Eukaryota, Ichthyosporea, Ichthyophonida. The record is from RefSeq and is a predicted model, not a curated record. The annotation marks the transcript as partial.
ACCCUCUGAGGCACUCAUCACAUUCACGCAAGUAAGUCAGAACGCGCGUGUUACAAGAUACAGUAUUCCGCUUUUAUUGCAUAGCAAGCUGCCAUACGCUGUAAGAUCGACACGAAAGCACAUCUCGACAUUGCAGUUGAACAACUAAAUCAGAUCAUGUCUUCAGACCCUACCACCACACGCGCGGGCCAGCACCAUGCCGUGAGCACCCUAGCUGACAGCAAGGAGCCAAUGUCUAAACAUAGCACAGGGUCGAUUUCUAAAAAUACCACCACAGCUGCGCCCAUUGACACGAACACAUAUUCAUCAGACAAAGUAAACACAAACACGUACGGAAUAGGCAAAGAAAACAUCGACAGUCAGGAUACUAUGCAGUUUACGACGAGAGUGAAGACUACAAACCCCGAUGGAAGUCGUAAAUUGCUUAGCGCGGGGUUCAAUCCGCUAUCGGAUUCGCCACUACAAGCCGGUGGUGGAGGUUUCGAUAUAUCCAGAACAUGUCUCAAACUUCCCAGAGCAUGUCUCAAAC